Messenger RNA from Cydia splendana, 691 nucleotides. RefSeq names its product vacuolar protein sorting-associated protein 16 homolog. The transcript is spliced from 3 exons. NCBI's taxonomy places the organism in Eukaryota, Metazoa, Arthropoda, Insecta, Lepidoptera, Tortricidae. Gene Ontology annotation, biological process: intracellular protein transport; endosomal transport; vacuole fusion, non-autophagic. Gene Ontology annotation, cellular component: cytoplasm; endosome; lysosomal membrane. Bases 320 to 691 code for a protein of 123 amino acids. Gene Ontology annotation, molecular function: actin binding. The record is from RefSeq and is a predicted model, not a curated record.
AAACAUUGUCAGAAAUGAUUAAAUUGUAAAAAGUCUCAACUGAGCUGGCAUCUUUCUUGCCACCAUACACUUACUAUAAGUAUAUAUUAGAAAGGGAAUAUACUAUUAGAAAGGGAGUACUGCCAUAUCCUUAGCACCAUCCCAUAGGUGCCAUUUUAGAUAUGAAAUUUAGCUUAGAGUCUAUUCGGAAAGAGAAGAAUAGUGAAACAUAUAAAAAAUAACUACAAAUGUAUUUUACAUGACUGAAACCAUUUUUUUAUUUUUUGUUACAAUUUAAAUUCUUUAAGUAAUAUUUUACAGGCGUUUAGAAAUUUACAACAUGAACUGGUCCAUGGAUGAGGGCCUAGACAACAUGAUCAUCAGUGGAGCCCUGUACGGAGUGCCUAUUGCUGUGGUGCGGGACCGGAAGCAGUUUGGCAGGAUUGCAACCACUGCCAAACCUGUCAUAACAAUUUACAACUGUGUAGGGAAUGUUAUAUCAAAGAUUUUGUGGAACAGCGGAGUCCUGGUCCACAUGGGCUGGUCGGACGGGGAGCAGCUGCUGUGUGUGCAGGAGAGCGGAGAUGUGCUCGUUUAUGACAUGUUUGGCGCCUACCAGAAGACAUUCAAUAUGGGGCAAGAAAUUAGGGACACUAAGGUCAGCAAAGCACAGCUGUUCCCAAAUAGGACUGGCUCUAACACCAACCGCUGA